Messenger RNA from Merops nubicus (carmine bee-eater), 663 nucleotides. It is a transcript of the gene DDI2, whose product is annotated as DNA-damage inducible 1 homolog 2 (S. cerevisiae). The coding region runs from base 19 to 663 and encodes 214 amino acids. NCBI's taxonomy places the organism in Eukaryota, Metazoa, Chordata, Aves, Coraciiformes, Meropidae. Gene Ontology annotation, molecular function: aspartic-type endopeptidase activity. The record is from RefSeq and is a predicted model, not a curated record. The transcript is spliced from 5 exons. Gene Ontology annotation, biological process: proteolysis.
CAAAACAUUGAAGAAAAUAUGACGAUAGCAAUGGAAGAGGCCCCUGAGAGUUUUGGGCAGGUGGUGAUGCUGUAUAUCAACUGCAAAGUCAACGGACAUCCAGUGAAAGCCUUUGUUGACUCAGGUGCCCAGAUGACCAUCAUGAGCCAAGCCUGUGCUGAAAGGUGCAACAUCAUGCGGCUGGUGGAUCGGCGGUGGGCCGGCAUCGCCAAGGGCGUGGGGACACAGAAGAUCAUUGGCAGGGUGCACCUAGCUCAGGUCCAAAUUGAAGGGGAUUUCCUGGCGUGCUCCUUCUCAAUCCUUGAAGAGCAGCCCAUGGACAUGCUUCUAGGACUGGAUAUGCUGAAGAGGCAUCAGUGCUCCAUCGAUCUCAAGAAGAAUGUCCUGGUGAUUGGCACCACUGGCUCACAGACCACCUUCCUCCCAGAGGGGGAGCUGCCUGAGUGUGCCCGCCUGGCCUACGGGGCGGGGCGGGAGGACGUGCGCCCCGAGGAGAUCGCAGACCAGGAGCUGGCAGAAGCAAUACAGAAGUCUGUAGAGGAAGCAGCUGCUGCUAGAUGGUACCAGGAAAAUCAAGUGACAGAACAGGGAACUGGAAAGAGAGAGAACAUAGUGGAGGACCAAGGAAGCUCAGCUCCCCGCAAGACCUGUGUUCUUUCAUAA